Molecule: messenger RNA, 1219 nt
Organism: Carya illinoinensis
Lineage: Eukaryota; Viridiplantae; Streptophyta; Magnoliopsida; Fagales; Juglandaceae
Product: expansin-like B1
Exons: 4
Coding region: 163-930 (255 amino acids)
Cellular component (GO): extracellular region
Source: RefSeq, a predicted model, not a curated record
UAAAGGCAGCCAUCCCGAUCCUCAUCUAUAAAUGCUGGACUACGUUUUCAUUACUUCCCAGUUCUAAUUAGCCUCCUCGUCCAUUUUCUUCUACAACUCUGUCUGCAAGCUUCUUAAUUAGAGUUUUGAUUUUUUAUCAAGAAAUCUUGCCAUUAAGAAGAUAUGGGGCUUGCAGUACUUCAUGAAAACCAAACUGGUAUUCUUUGUGUGAUCUGCAUGGUACUGCUCUUGCCUACUCUAUAUGCCUCUCAAGACAUUUUUACUUACUCAUCAAGAGCAACCUACUACCGUAGUCCUGACAGCUAUGGGACUCCAAGUGGAGCUUGUGGGUACGGAGAAUUCGGAAGGACCGUCAAUGAUGGUAGCGUGACUGGAGUCUCGAAGUUAUAUAGGAAUGGGACUGGUUGUGGUGCAUGCUAUCGAGUUAGGUGCCUAUCAUCACAAUAUUGCAAUGAGGAUUCAGUGACCGUGGUGGUGACAGACUACGGUGAAGGUGACAAAACUGACUUCAUACUUAGCACCCGAGCCUACACAAAAUUGGCACGCCCUGGUCGCAAGGGGUCCAAGGAGUUGCUUGCUCGUGGCGUGAUCGACGUUGAAUACCGAAGGGUCCCAUGCCACUACCCUGGUUACAAUGUUAUGUUCAAGGUGCACGAGCAUAGCAAAUAUCCUAAUUAUCUAGCUUUAGUGGUUCUAUAUGCAGAGGGGAUAAAUGACAUCACAGCUGUCGAAUUGUAUCAGGAGAAUUGCAAACAAUGGCUGGGCAUGCGUAGGGCCUACGGGGCAGUGUGGGACAUGUCUAAUCAAGUACCAAGUGGUUCAAUAAAAUUAAGGUUUCAAGUCAGUGGCAGCACAUGGGUUGAAUCCAAAAAUGAUUUGCCGGCUUUGUGGAACGCUGGGGAUGCUUAUGACUCAGAUGUUCAACUCUAAAUUAAUUAGAAAGCUAUUUCAAUUUUAAUAAUAUUUAGAUGUUUUAUUAGAUAUAAGUUUGAUCAUUGUACGGGUUGCUAUGUACUUGAUUAUUAUAAGUUUAUCUCUACUUAGUAGGGUAUUGUAUGGUAUGGUAUUGUAUAUAGUAUUGUAUUGUAUGCUUUGUGAUCAGCAGAAGUGCUCUUGGUCAUGUUGCAAUAUAAAUAAUAGGCCAGGUUAAUGUUGUACUUUGGGGUUAGUGAUCAGAGAUCAUGAGUAUGAAUAAUAUAAGGAGUGGAGUUACAAAUAA